CAUUUUCAAUAGUUUAAGAUGCCGAAAACUAUCGCAGCCCUCGGUGUAGCAGGAACCCAGGGCGGUUCCGUAGCCUCGCACUUCCUCUCCCUCGGCUGGAAUGUCCGAGGGAUCUCUCGAUCAUCUACCUCGUCCUCCGCCGAAGCACUCAAGGCGAAAGGAAUCGACGUGGUGCAAGCCGAUGUGGACGAUCCGCAAACCCUCAUCCCUGCCUUCAGGGGCGCACACGUGAUUUUUGCCGUCACUGAUUUCUGGGCACCUUAUUUCGCGGCUUUUGAAGAGAAAUCGAAGAUCUCAGACCGUGAAACAGGCGAAUACGCUUACGCUAUCGAAGUUCAUCGCAGGAAGAAUAUUGUAGACGCAGCGGAUGUGAUGUUGAAGGAGGAAGGGAGUAAAUUGGAGAGGUUUGUGUCUAGUACGCUGCCAGGAUUCAAGGAACAGAGUAAGGGAAAGCAUACGUAUGCUUACCAUUUCGACAGUAAAGCUGACAUUACCAGUUACUUGAAGGAGAAGAACGAGUUAUGGGAAAAGAGCAGUUUGCUGAAUAUGGGGUUCUAUGCGGAUAAUAUCAUUUGGUAUGGAGGGUUUAUGGGUGCUGCUAAGCCUUGCGAGCCCACCGCCGUUCAUCCCUUCGUGAUCCCAGGGGACACAGGUCUCUUCGUCUCGCUCCUCGUCAACUCGCCUCCGAAGCAGGACUUACUUGGUGUAAGUGAGAUUGGGAGGGAGGUGGCGGAGAGCACGGCUACUAGUGCGGAGUUUGGGUGGGGUGAUAAGCUUAUUUUGCCUUGGCAGACCUCCGGCGUUGCAUCAUUGAGUGUGGCAAACUACUUCCUUGGAAUAUGCUAG
Molecule: messenger RNA, 846 nt
Organism: Hyaloscypha bicolor E
Lineage: Eukaryota; Fungi; Ascomycota; Leotiomycetes; Helotiales; Hyaloscyphaceae
Product: NAD(P)-binding protein
Exons: 4
Coding region: 19-846 (275 amino acids)
Source: RefSeq, a predicted model, not a curated record